AAAAUGUUGGCUGGUGACAGUGAGACGGUGUGUGACAGUUCAUUAGCCGUCAAAAAUGGCUGGAGUAUUAUUUCGUGUUAAUUUGGCUAAAACACAAUUGGGCAUAAUUAGCCCAGUUUUUACAAUUAGACAUAACAGCGGUGGACCACCACCACCAGGCACUCCACCUCCACAAACACGUACUAAAUUUGGUCCUCUUAAAGAUGAAGACAGAAUUUUUACAAAUCUUUAUGGACGUCACGAUUGGAGAUUGAAAGGAUCUUUGAAAAGAGGAGAUUGGUAUAAAACUAAAGAAAUCAUUCUUAAGGGAGCUGAUUGGAUCAUAAAUGAAAUUAAAACUUCUGGACUCAGAGGUCGUGGAGGUGCUGGUUUUCCUUCAGGUUUGAAAUGGUCUUUCAUGAACAAACCAGGAGAUGGAAGGCCAAAAUACCUUGUGGUUAAUGCUGAUGAAGGAGAGCCAGGAACAUGUAAAGAUCGUGAAAUAAUGCGACAUGACCCUCAUAAAUUGGUGGAGGGCUGCUUAAUUGCAGGAAGAGCAAUGGGCGCUCGAGCUGCCUACAUUUACAUUAGAGGAGAAUUUUAUAAUGAAGCAUCAAAUAUGCAAGUUGCCAUAGCAGAAGCUUAUCAAGCUGGUUUACUUGGAAAGAAUGCAUGUAAUUCAGGAUAUGAUUUUGAUGUAUUUAUGCAUCGCGGUGCUGGUGCUUAUAUUUGCGGAGAAGAAACUGCUUUAAUUGAAUCCAUUGAAGGCAAACAAGGAAAGCCAAGAUUGAAGCCACCUUUCCCAGCUGAUGUUGGUGUUUUUGGAUGCCCAACUACUGUAACAAAUGUUGAAACUGUUGCAGUUGCUCCAACAAUUUGUAGACGUGGUGGAAAUUGGUUUGCAAGCUUUGGCAGAACACGUAAUUCUGGCACUAAAUUAUUUAAUAUAUCUGGUCAUGUCAACAACCCUUGCACAGUAGAAGAAGAAAUGAGCAUUCCUUUAAAGGAGCUCAUUGAAUUACAUGCUGGUGGUGUGCAAGGUGGUUGGGAUAAUUUGCUGGCUAUUAUUCCAGGAGGAUCUUCAACACCUCUUAUUCCUAAAAAGGUGUGUGAAGAAGCAAUAAUGGACUUUGAUGGGCUUGUUGCAUGCCAAACUUCAUUAGGUACAGCUGCUAUAAUAGUGAUGAAUAAGCAGACUGAUAUUAUUAAAGCUAUUGCACGCUUGAUAAUGUUCUACAAGCAUGAAUCUUGUGGACAAUGCACUCCUUGCAGAGAGGGUAUAUCAUGGAUGAACAAGAUAAUGUACAGAUUUGUAGACGGUAAUGCACGACCUGAUGAAAUUGACAUGUUAUGGGAAAUUAGUAAACAAAUUGAAGGUCAUACAAUUUGUGCUUUAGGUGAUGGUGCAGCUUGGCCCGUACAAGGUUUAAUUCGUCAUUUCAGACCUGAAAUUGAACAACGCAUGGAGAAAUUUAAUCAGCAAAAUGUUAAUCUUAAAGCUUCGUGUAAAAUAUAAAUAUUUAGUUAAAAUUUAGAAUGUUCUAUAAUAAAUUAAUUAUAAUCCUUCAAGCAACUUGUAGAUAUCAAUUCAUUUUCUUAUUUGAAAUCAUUUU
Ctenocephalides felis (cat flea) is the source of this 1592-nucleotide messenger RNA. Its product is annotated as NADH dehydrogenase [ubiquinone] flavoprotein 1, mitochondrial-like. The transcript is spliced from 9 exons. Lineage: Eukaryota; Metazoa; Arthropoda; Insecta; Siphonaptera; Pulicidae. The coding region runs from base 56 to 1495 and encodes 479 amino acids. Gene Ontology annotation, biological process: mitochondrial electron transport, NADH to ubiquinone. Gene Ontology annotation, molecular function: 4 iron, 4 sulfur cluster binding; NAD binding; NADH dehydrogenase (ubiquinone) activity. The record is from RefSeq and is a predicted model, not a curated record.